Coregonus sp. 'balchen' is the source of this 2631-nucleotide messenger RNA. The record is from the annotation of a GenBank genome assembly. Lineage: Eukaryota; Metazoa; Chordata; Actinopteri; Salmoniformes; Salmonidae.
AUGGAUCCGAGCCAACACAACCCCCCAGCCGGCCACCAGAUCAUCCACGUCCGUGGCGACUCCGAGACUGGACCUGGAGGCCCUUUUCAACGCUGUUAUGAACCCGAAAAAUACCAUCGUCCCCCCCUCCGUCCCUAUGAGGAUGAGGAAGCUUCCCGAUUCCUUCUUCAAACCGCCAGAGCCAAAAUCCCACUCCAGACAAGUAAGACGAGAGAGACCACCCUCACGCACACCCCAGCUACAGCCCUAACCCCCCAGACACUUCAGCAACUAUAAAGAGAAAAAUCCGUUCAGUUGUUUUACUUUUACCCACGCAUGUUCCUAGUCAGGAGUGUCCCAAAAACGUUAAUUAUAUUAAAUUAGAAGUUAUCUGCUGUUACCUAAAUCAAGAUGAAUCAGCUUGAGAAGGUUAAUUUUUUGAGGAGUUGUUGAAUAACUUUUUUAAGUGUUACGCAUAUGACUAGUACUACGUGCUAUUACUAUAGUUAAUUUUGUAAGUUAUUCCAAUAGUUUCAAGUUGCAGAUAUAUCUUAUGUAGGCUUCAUAUAAUGUAGUGUAUUGCAUUGGCGAAAAUUAUUAUUUAAUUAAUACACCAAGAUUAACAUAAUAUUCGUUUUAAGAUUGAUAAAAAAGUUGUUACGUUUGAUGUUUGUAAAUGAAAAGAAAAUGUCUGUGAUCGAAAAAUGGACUGCAGCCUAGGCCCUAUGCUUGCAACAGGUCCGUUUGUGCAGGAGUAGAACCUGCCGGUUUAGUUAAACAAUGCAUGCCCUUUAAUGUUAGUAAAAAGCUUACGAAAUCAUGUGGUGGGAUCACUCGUAGCCUAUUUACAAUGUUUUCCCUUUCAGUUUAUGAUCUUUAAUGAGUGAGUUGAGCCAACAGUGCGCAUGCGCGGUUUCACGGUGGCAUAGACGUGUCGGAGUAUGCGCUUUCGGGACUUCCAGAGUUGUUGUCCCUGAUUCCCUGUUCCACUUUAGCAGGCUGCUGCAGCAGCCCUCUUCUCCUCUCCUCCGUCUUUAGAAGCCGAGCAGUGAUACUAGGCCAAUUUAUUAUCACAAUGUUUGGUUAUUCAAGUUUAUGAACAGAAAGUUUGUUCUUAUUGCAUGGAACAACAACCACUUUAUUUCUUUUUUAAAUAAUAAUAAUAAUAAUAAUAAUAAUAAUAAUAAUAAUAAGCCAUUUAGCAGACGCUUUUAUCCAAAGCGACUUACAGUCAUGCGUGCAUAAAUUUUUUUGUGUAUGGGUGGUCCCGGGGAUCGAACCCACUACCUUGGCGUUACAAGCGCCAUGCUCUACCAGCUGAGCUACUCAACUCGUUAUAAACACGUGACUAUAAUGAAUUGAUUUAAUUACUUUGAAGUGAAUAGUGAGGAACAUGAUUGAACAACAUUUAAUGAGGUGUUUUGUAUACAAACUUUCCAUCAGUAAUCUGGUGUACAUUACUGGUCAUGUGCCAUUGUUAGAGUGAAUCACGGCUAUCCCAAAGACAUCCAGAGACCCACGAAUCAGACGAAGACAACGAGGAAAAAGAGAAGCCGACCUAGAAGACGUGCGACGCCUGAACCAAGAUAGACACGAUUAAGACCGCUCCGAGAACAGCACGAACGCACCCCACGCUGCACCGCGAAGCUAGACCCGCCAGAGCCCCCGCUAGCAACGACCCGAAGCACGAAACGGAAGCUGCCAACCGAGAAGCCAGCAUGAAGACCGCCGGAAAAGCAACCGAAGGACUAACCUGCAACCGCCUCAGUCGACACAGCGCGACAGCCAGAAGACGAGCCACGAGACUCACGGUACGCAAGAACCAAGACGAAUGCAGACCGCACAGACGAAGCGAAGACCGCGAAGAAUGACCUCCGCAGACCCCCCCCCCUCCAAGAGAACUCCCCCCUCCGACUCCCCCUCCGACCCACCGCGCAGCCUCCCUACUCAUCUCUCAGCUCCUACUCCGUCCUCCUACCUCCGCCUACUCCGCACUCACCUACACUCCCUCUCCUACCCGCCUCACUACCCUCCUCCUCUCUUAGUCUCCUCCUCCUCUUAAUUUCUCCUCCAUCCUCUUCUCCCCUCUCCUCCUCAUCUUCCCUCUCCUCCUCUCUCCUCCUCCAUCUUCUCCUCUCUCCUCCACCCUCUUCUCUCUUCCUCCCAGGCCAGCACAGACGCAGGUACGGCUGGUGCCAUCGCCCCCCACCACGUGCGCGCCCACUCGUCCCCGGCCUCCCUGCAGCUAGGGGCAGUAUCUCCCCUGUUGGGCAUGGUCCCUGCUGGCGCCCCCCCAUCACACCUCCGACAGUCGUCUUAUGAGAUCCCGGAGGACAUGCCCCUGCCCCCGGGCUGGGAGAUGGCCAAGACCCCCUCUGGACAAAGAUACUUCCUCAAGUAAGUUUAAUAAUAGCACCUUAUGUACGUUAACUCUCUAUACCUGUGUAAUAAUGCUGUUAUUAAGAGCCAGGAACAGCCCUGUAGGCCCUGGUCGAAAGCAGUGCACUAUUGGAACAUAGUGUCUGGGGCUUCAGUUUACAGCUAAAAUAAUGGUUCAAUGGAGCCUCCCCUCUUGCCAGACUCUGCUUCAGUGUACUCUACACAGGACAAGACAAGACAGGACAAGACAAGACAGGACUGGGGGUAAACUAG